AUGCUUAACUCUUCGCUUCUCCACCGCAUGCAGCCCAUCCGGCGCGCCGGCGCUCUCGUUUCCCGGCAAGUUUCGGGCAGCAGCAGCGCCAGAAGCUUCAGCACCGAAGGCGGAAGGCUUCUGAAUCCAAACCCGAGGCCCACGCAGUACCAGACGGUGAUAGUGAAUGAAGCUGUGAACCCUGCCCCCGGAAAGCCCUUCAGCUUCACGCCCUACAUCGUGGGCUUGGGCGUGUUCAUGUUCGUGUUUCCCUGCAUGCAGACCACCAUGGAACUUCGGAAAUACUACAAAGAGACAGAGCACUUGUACCGCGACGGCUGGAACAGACACCACUACGACAAGAUGAAGGACCAGUACUUGUCUUAG
This is a messenger RNA of Eimeria tenella, 366 nucleotides long. RefSeq lists its product as uncharacterized. Bases 1 to 366 code for a protein of 121 amino acids. NCBI's taxonomy places the organism in Eukaryota, Apicomplexa, Conoidasida, Eucoccidiorida, Eimeriidae. The record is from RefSeq and is a predicted model, not a curated record. The transcript has 2 exons.